GUAGAAGUAUACUCACUGCCUCUAUGCACCAGUGCUAACCAAGCUAACAGUGGAUGUGAGAUGCUAACAUGUCAUCAUAGUAAGUCCGGCUUUGACCGAUAAUUUACUGCCCGUGGCCCACCUGGAUACGACGUCGCUGACGAAAUCAAAAUACUAUCUUGUGUCACAGCAAGAGAACGAGUGGCAUGCUGGACAUUGGGAAGUGGCCAGUGUUUGCUCUCCUCCCCCCUGAGGAACUUGGGCUCAUCCGGCAGGCUUGUGUUUUCGGAAGCGGUGCGAACGAAGCCCUCUAUGUCACGGUUAACGACGAGGUCUUUGGCCUCGGCACCAAUUGCAGCAGCUGUUUAGGCCUGGGAGACCUGCAAAGCACCAUCGAGCCGCGCAGGAUUGAUGUCCUCUGUGGGAAGAAGAUUGUGUCCCUAAGCUAUGGAACUGGACCGCAUGUGGUUGUCGCUACCUCGGAUGGAGAAGUGUACGCAUGGGGCCACAAUGGCUACAGUCAGCUGGGCAACGGGACCACCAUCCACGGGCUGACCCCCGCCCUGGUCUCCACCAACCUCCUGAACAAGAGGGUGACCGAGGUGGCCUGCGGCUCCCACCACACCAUCGCCCUCACAACAGAAGGAGAAGUCUAUGCAUGGGGCUACAACAACUCAGGCCAGGUGGGAUCGGGGUCCACUGCCAACCAGCCGACACCCCGCCGGGUGAGCUUCUGCCUGCAAAACAAAGUGGUGGUCAACAUCGCCUGUGGUCAGCUUUGCUCCAUGGCUGUGCUGGACACUGGGGAGAUUUACGGUUGGGGCUACAACUGUAAUGGACAGUUGGGCUUGGGCAACACUGGGAACCAGCAGACUCCCUGCAGGAUUGCAGCUCUCCAGGGUGUCAGCAUAGUCCAGGUCGCUUGCGGAUAUGCUCACACGCUGGCGCUCACGGACGAGGGCUUUGUUUUUGCCUGGGGAGCCAACUCUUACGGGCAGUUGGGGACAGGCAAUAAGAGCAAUGUAUCUCUACCCACCAUGAUAAACACCGACAAAGAGAGGAUCAUCGAGGUGGCGGCGUGUCACACAAGCCACACAUCCGCCGCCAAGACACAGAGCGGGCAGGUUCUGAUGUGGGGUCAGUGUCGAGGUCAGUCGGUCACCAACCCCCACCUCACGCAUUUCAGCUGUACUGACGACGUCUUCGCUUGCUUUGCCACGCCGGCCGUCACGUGGCACCUCCUCACCGUAGAUAACGAUGAUUACCUGACGGUAGCCCAGUCUUUGAAGAAAGAGUUUGACAGCCCUGAAAUCUCCGACCUGAAGUUCUUAGUGGAUGGAAAGUGUAUCCAUGUUCACAAAGCCCUGCUAAAAAUAAGAUGUGAACAUUUUCGUGUGCUGCUAAAUGAAACGGAUGAGGACACCAUCGAAAUCCACCAGUUCCCCUUCCUGGUGUACCGAGCCUUUCUGGAGUACCUCUACACCGACUCCAUAAACCUGCCACCAGAAGACGCUAUUGGCCUGCUGGACCUGGCCACUUUCUACCGGGAGAGCAGGCUGAAGAGGCUCUGCCAGGAGACCAUCAAGAGGGGAAUCUCAGAAGACAACGCCAUUACUCUGCUCUCGGCUGCUGUCAAGUACGAGGCUAGGGACCUGGAGGACUUCUGCUUCAAAUUCUGCGUCAACCACCUGACAUCGGUCACGCAGACCCUGGCAUUCGCAGAAAUGGACCACGACCUGCUCAAGAACUUUAUCAGUAAAGCCAGCCGCCACGGGGCCUUCAGAAACUGACCGCUUACCUCUUCCGCAGCUUGGGAGUCAAAGACAGAGCAAAGUAAAGUGAAGCCUGUCGACCACAGAGACGGGCGUUAGCAGGUUGAAGGUCCCUGAGGUGAGCGUUUCUUUUUGGACAACGGUAUCAGCCAUGUUUCCACUAAGCGCUUCAGUUCAAAUCAGGCCGAGGCGGGGUGGGGGUAGCAAAGCGUACCGUGCCAAUGAAGUGUGACUGAAAAGUGGGGCAUUUCGGCUGGGAUAUCAUAUGACUGUAGCGCCAGGUGGAAAUGCGCCUUGCAGCCGUGUUCACUCUCUAAACAAACUAGUGCGCUUUGCUGGUGUGAAUGCAAACACAGAUACUUGCUAAAAUAAAAUACAUCAUACUAAAAUACAAUCAUACAUCAUUUAUGUGUGUGUCUAACCCAGGGGUGUCCGCUAAAACGACAUUGUUUUUCACCAUAAUAUUACGAGUUUAUUGUUGUAAAAUUGUGAUUUUUUUUUCUUGUUAGAAUGCAGUUUUUUCUGACAGAACAAAAUUGAGAACCAAUGUAAUAUAAAUUAUCGCUGACUUUUUUUUUCUAGGCCACUUUUUUUCAUAAUUUUACAUUUUGUUUCAGCUUUCCUCUUAUAAUAUUAUGACUCUAUUCCCAUAAUAUUAGGACUCUAUUUCCGCAACAUUUAGAUUUUGUUUCCGUAAUUGUUUUACUUGGCUCUCACACUAUGAAUUUUAAAAAACAAAAGGUUUUUUUUUAUUAUUUCAACUCCAUGCUACAAAAAUGACAUUUUUUUCCCUCAUAAUCUUACUUUAUUCCCCCCCCUAUAGAUUACAAAUUUUUGUUGUUAAUAUUAGGACUUUGCUAUUGUAAUGUCAUGUAAAUUACAGCUGGGUUUUUUUUCCAUUUUUUGGUAAUUGUUUUUUUUUAGUUUGUUUGUUAAAAUAUAUUUUUAUAAUGUGCCGCAGGGCAAUAAAAAAGCAGCUCCAGGCUGCAAAUGGCCCCCGGGUGGCAGUUUGGACACCCCUGAUUUAAUAUCUCACAGAAUUCACAACCAAGUCAGAUGAAGUCCACCGUGACCUAUUUUUUGUUUUUGAAACACUAUUGUAUGGUGACGUAGAUCUUUAAGUGUGCGUGUGGACUUAGCCUAAAGGAGUUAGUCAUCAUGCGCAUAAAAGAGCUGCCGCACUAUCCUGCCCCCCCGCCCCCAACACCAAGCUUUUCGUUUUUCUUUCUAUUUUACUGGUCAAAGCUGAGUCGUUUCUUUGCCACCUUCUUUCUAUGAAGGUGGUGUUUAUAGUACAACCAGAGUCAGUGCGUCCUGCUGCAUGUUUCCUUCCCGUAGUCACGUUAAUGAGCACUUCCUGUAUGUGAUGUAUUGCCGCACAUGCCACCCAUGUCUCACAGUUAUCAUUGUAUUCUUUACAGCUCUUUUGUGACGUAUUUGAUUGAAUCUCUUCCCUACAUGCGACAUAGUUACACUUCAAAUCCAGCUCACCCUCCACCCCCCCAAAAAAUCUACACAAAUACCCAUUGCACCGUGUCUAUGUUAAUCUCGUAAUCUGUGUGGAAAUAAAUCAGCUAUGUAACACUCAGUCCAAAAUAACAAUACUACUGUCUGCAGCAUCCAGUGUCUUCUGUUUUUAGCACUUCAACAUCAUGCUGACGUUUUCAUAUUUUUAAUGUGAAAAGGAGGAAAUGUAACGCGGUACUGCUCCAAUUUCACAGCAACACCAACAAAUAAACACAGUUCAGGACUGUCAAAUAGGAGGCCAUGCUUUUAUUUAUGCCUUGAAAUAUACAUGCACUUCAUGGACUGAAAAGUCCUGCGGGAAGUGAAAAUUGCCUCUUUUACACAGACUGAGAGCUGGCAUUUUUCCCUGUGCCACCGUUAUUUAGGAAUAAUGGCAACAUAGAUAUAGGGACAAAGACUCCGCAAUUUGGCACAUAAAGGAAAAUGUUAUGAGAUUAAGUCUCUUUCCAUUGCUGCUGCUGUUUUUUUUCCCCACAUUUCAUAAUUUAACUUUUUCGCAACAUAAAUUGCAACUAAAUUUUUUGUUUUGUUUUCACAAUACGACAACUUUAGAAAGGGACAUAUUUUUUUCUGUUGUUGUUAAUUGUUGUUGUUGUUUUUUUUAAUAAUUAUGUUUUUUUGUCAUCUUUAUUCACGUAAAAAGGACCACUUUUUCUUUGCAAUAUUGUGACUUCAUUCUCAUAAUAUGUCAACUUUAUUCUCUCACAAUUAGGGCUGUUUUUUUUGUUGUUUUUUUUUUUUUGCUGUUUCAUGUUUUAUCUAUUCCUGUAAAAUAUAAGUUGUUGUUUUUUUGUGUAAUAUUCAGACUUUAACCUCAUUAUUUUUUCCUUUAUUCCUGUAAAAUUUAGUUUUUUUUGUUUAAUUUUCCCAAUAUUCCAACAUUUACAUGUUCUUUUCCUUGAAAUGUUAUGACUUUAUUCCCACAAUAUUUUGACUUUAUUCUCAUAAUUUAACUUUCCAAAAGUUGCAACUUUGUUUUUGUUUUGUUUCUCAUAAUGUGACAGCUUUAGAAAAUAAAAUUUUUCCUCAGUAUUUCA
Dunckerocampus dactyliophorus (ringed pipefish) is the source of this 4315-nucleotide messenger RNA. RefSeq names its product regulator of chromosome condensation (RCC1) and BTB (POZ) domain containing protein 2 (gene rcbtb2). The transcript is spliced from 12 exons. NCBI's taxonomy places the organism in Eukaryota, Metazoa, Chordata, Actinopteri, Syngnathiformes, Syngnathidae. The coding region runs from base 186 to 1769 and encodes 527 amino acids. Gene Ontology annotation, molecular function: protein binding. The record is from RefSeq and is a predicted model, not a curated record.